CUGAAAAUCUCGCGAGACUGUUCUGUGAGAGGACUCCUCAGCGAAGCCUUCCUUCGUAAUCGAUCCCUGCUCAUUAACUGAGACUGUUAUCAAGCGUCACGAUUGUAGCUUCACUCUGAAGUUUAAAAAACGGAUCUGAAUCAUGGGGAACAUUUUUGGGAAUUUGCUGAAGAGCCUCAUCGGAAAGAAGGAGAUGAGGAUCUUGAUGGUUGGGCUCGAUGCUGCGGGGAAAACAACCAUCCUCUACAAGCUCAAGCUUGGGGAAAUAGUCACCACAAUCCCAACCAUUGGGUUUAACGUGGAGACAGUGGAGUACAAGAACAUCAGCUUCACUGUGUGGGAUGUGGGUGGGCAAGACAAGAUCCGCCCCCUCUGGAGACACUAUUUUCAAAACACGCAGGGUCUUAUUUUUGUGGUGGACAGUAAUGACAGAGAGCGAGUGAAUGAAGCACGGGAGGAGCUGAUGAGGAUGCUUGCUGAGGACGAGCUGAGGGAUGCAGUCCUCCUUGUGUUUGCCAACAAACAGGACUUACCAAACGCCAUGAACGCUGCUGAGAUCACAGACAAGCUGGGAUUACACUCCCUGCGUCACCGCAACUGGUACAUCCAGGCCACCUGCGCCACCAGCGGUGACGGCCUUUAUGAGGGUCUUGAUUGGCUGGCCAAUCAACUCAAGAACAAGAAAUAAGAAGAAAACUGGAACCAGCAGCUGGCAGCCACACCCAUCCACCUCUUUGAUUUGUUUCGAGAACGGGGCUGUUGGUCAGGGACAAGGGUUUUGGUUGGUAGGUGCAGUGCAAGAUUCAUGGUCCGGGGGAGGUUUUUCCGCUUCCGCUUUCACUUUCAGUCUGUUGAGGUUUCUAAUUGUUUUCAUCUCUUACUGCAAACAGAUUCUCAAGCACUCGGUAUUUUACCACUCACGCACACUGACACACGCACUCACACUCACACUAACUGUAAGCAAUCACAGCAGACACUUGCUUUUCCUGUGUCCACCUCUUGUCCGUAGGUGCAGUGUACUGUAUGUUAGUCUCUAGGUGCUGUACCGAGUCCCGUGUGACUCCACUGAGUCGACAACGAAUCAAAUAUUACUUUUUGUUGGUUUGUUCUGUCUGUGUCAGUUGCACACACUGAUUUGUUUUCCUUCUCCUGGCAGAGCCGAUGUUUGAGAACAAUCACAGCCGUCGAAUCCAUGUCACCAUAAUUUACAUUGCUCUUCCUUUUUAAUUUUUGCGAGCAAUGCUGAGGCACUCUGAUACGCGGAUAAAGCGCAUGCAAUGUGAACUGUAUGUGUUUGUGCAAGUGGCUCAAACAGUACUAAUCAUGAACAACACGUCCUCUUACUGCCUCAUUUUUAAAAAUCUUUUGAUAUCUGUGGCGUCUUUCUAAGCCCUGUGUGAGAUCCCAAAGUGUUGAAGUCGCCCUUUUAAAAUAUUUCGAAAUGCACAGCACACUCUGGACUGCCUGGCCUGCAUGCAAAGGUUGCUGUUGCUGACAUUGUGGCAUACUUUUUCAUCCUCCGAAAUGCAUGGACGUCAACGCUGUUUGUCGUUUUCUUCAAACUGCCCUGAUCAUGUGCUGGUGCCGUUUACAGUAGGAUGCAGAAACCAACUCUGCCGCCGCGUUCUGCUGCUUAGUUAGUCAAGAUGUGCUUAAAACAGUUUAGUCAGCUUUAUGGCCUAUUCAUAUGAAAGCAGUAUAUAGGUUGCCAUGCACAUAAACAUAACACACAGUUGCUGCUUGUCUGCCAUCUUUGCCAUGCGUGUACUCAAACUGCAUCAGGUUGCUCUGGCUUUGUGUGUGUUUGUCUCCGACUUGCAUAUGGGGGGGGGGGUUGAUUCUGAUGUCUCUGUGUUACUGAAUGUGAAUAUUGUUGAUGAAUCUAUAAAUGACUGUACUGAUAUGUAUUUGACAUGCAUUUUCCUCUAUUUCUGUGACGUGUCAGCAUAAUUAUGUGAAAGAAAGCAGGGGAAGCAGAUCAAUAUAUGUCGGUGUUAUAUUUUACGAGAGUCAUCAGUACGUCCACGACUCGCCGCUGAACAGACGACGAGUCACUGCGUCACUCCCUACACCAGCACAAUCCACCCAUUUCUGUCAAUAAAUCUACUUCUGUGUGCCAUAUGUGGGUGCUGCUGCUCACACACCGGUGACAGUACGACAUACUGUAUAUUCACUCCACCAAUCAGUUGCAUUGUUCAUAUUCAACAUCUAUCAUAUGUUAAAUAGUGAGUUUUAUCAUUUGGGUGUUGUGGCCUUAUAUUUAGUAAUGACUUCAAUUUGAUUGUGUUUGGUUCAGACUGAGUCACAUAUUUAUCUAUGGUGUAAAGAAUGAUUUGCAGAUUUAUUAUUCUGUGCCCUCAACAGGCAGGUUUUGCACCACGGUUCGAAGAUGAUUAGGCAAAGUCGGAUAGUAUUUUUGUUUUGCAAGUUUACUUGAUUCAUGUUUGAUGGUAGGUCUCUUUGGUUUGUUUUGGGGUGUAGACACUUUGAUGUAGACUGUCUCUGUGAAACAACGAGGAUCAAUGCGAACAUUAAAGAAAAAACAAUUAACUCUUAUGAUUCAUUCUGUACUGUUACAGUUGUCCAAGUACAUUUGAAAACGAUAAAGACUAAAUGACCCAAUGCUGAAUGCAUGGGGACAUCUGUAUGUGAUGUAAGUCAACAAUCUAAAUCCUGCUGUAUUACAAAUAAACCCAUUUUCUGUA
This is a messenger RNA of Scophthalmus maximus (turbot), 2705 nucleotides long. Its product is annotated as ADP-ribosylation factor 3. The transcript has 5 exons. Gene Ontology annotation, cellular component: plasma membrane; cytoplasm. The coding region runs from base 143 to 688 and encodes 181 amino acids. Lineage: Eukaryota; Metazoa; Chordata; Actinopteri; Pleuronectiformes; Scophthalmidae. The record is from RefSeq and is a predicted model, not a curated record. Gene Ontology annotation, molecular function: GTPase activity; GTP binding. Gene Ontology annotation, biological process: intracellular protein transport; vesicle-mediated transport.